Molecule: messenger RNA, 6365 nt
Organism: Ailuropoda melanoleuca (giant panda)
Lineage: Eukaryota; Metazoa; Chordata; Mammalia; Carnivora; Ursidae
Gene: FHDC1
Product: FH2 domain containing 1
Exons: 12
Coding region: 513-3938 (1141 amino acids)
Source: RefSeq, a predicted model, not a curated record
CGGUAGAGGAGAGCGUGUGCGGCGGCUGCUCCAGUCGGUUGUGCUCGAAGACGGGCGGACGCUCGGCGCUACUGGGAGUCGGAGGGUCCAGUCCUUCCUGGCGUCGGCCCUUCCAGCCCCGCUGGUUCCCGCACGGCCCGCAGCAGCCUCUCUCCGAAGCGCGUCCUCGUCCCGAGCCUGCGCGGCCGUGUGGGCGUCUAUCUGGGCGGUGCACGGGCGCCCGCUCCCGGGUAGCCGUUCCUGCCGCGGCGCAGAUAAGGACGCGGCUGGAGGCUCGCGCGCGGCCGCAGGACUUCGCACUCGCGUCGCUCCUGGGGACUCGGGCGGACGCGGCGCCCCCUGACCCUUCUGUGCGGCGGAGCUCGGGCCUUUUUGGUUUGGAAGAAGACCCACAACACCAUUGCCUUUUUCUCUGGCAGCCGACCAGCGAGUGAAAAAGUACGACACAAGUUUGAUGUUUGUGUCUGCUUCCCCAAGGCCAAGAAAUUAUCUCCUUAGAAGGCAACAGUACUAUGCAUGUUAGGAAUUGUGUCUCCUUGUUCAGCGAUAAAGAAAAGACGGCACCACCACCGCCGCCUCCUCCUCCUCUUCCUUCUUCUCCACCCCAACAAUGUCCAUAUUCAGGGGAGGGGUUUCCUCUCUCCCCUCCUCCUCCCCCUCCACCUCCGCUCCCUGGGGGGCCUCCACUCCCACCUCCCCCUCCAGGACUACCCCCAGAGUCUCACUUGAAUGGCUACAGCCACCUUGGUAAUAAAAAGCGGGUGAGAAGCUUUUUUUGGAAGACCAUUCCAGAGGAACAAGUUCGUGGCAAAACCAACAUCUGGACUUUGGCCGCCAGGCAGCAACAUCAAUACCAAAUUGAUGCAAAGACCAUUGAGGAACUCUUUGGGCAGCAAGAAGAUACUACUACCAAGUCUUCCCUUUCUAGGAGAGGAGGAACCUUAAAUUCAUCCUUCAGGGAUGCUGGGGAAGAGAUUACUGUCUUGGAUGCAAAGCGGAGCAUGAACAUUGGAAUAUUUCUUAGGCAAUUUAAGAAGUCUCCUCAGUCCGUUGUAGAAGAUAUUCUUCAAGGAAAGAGUGAGCAUUAUGGAUCAGAGACCUUGCGAGAAUUUCUUAAGCUAUUGCCGGAGUCAGAGGAGGUAAAGAAAUUGAAAACAUAUGGUGGAGAUGUGUCCAAGCUGUCCCUGGCAGACUCCUUUCUGCAUUGCUUGAUUCAAGUGCCAAACUAUUCACUUCGGAUUGAAGCCAUGGUGCUAAAGAAGGAAUUUUUACCUUCUUGUUCUUCUCUGUACACAGACAUAACAAUUCUCAGAACUGCUACAAAAGAGCUGAUGUUGUGUGAGGAGCUGCAUUCAAUAUUACACUUGGUGCUACAGGCAGGGAAUAUCAUGAAUGCAGGAGGGUAUGCUGGCAAUGCAGUAGGAUUUAAACUGUCUUCUUUGCUCAAAUUGGCAGACACAAAAGCAAACAAACCUGGGAUGAACCUUCUGCACUUUGUUGCACAGGAAGCCCAAAAGAAGGAUGCCAUUCUUCUAAACUUUUCUGGAAAAUUGCAUCAUGUUCAGGAGGCUGCUAGAUUAUCCCUGGAUAACACGGAGAAGGAGCUGCGCUCGCUCGUUACCAGGACGAGAUCUCUGAGGGAGAACAUCCAGCGGGAUGGUGAACUUGGUCGGCAGAUGGAAAAUUUCCUUCAGUUUGCUGUGGAAAAGCUGACGGAACUGGAGCACUGGAAACAAGAGCUCCAGGACGAGGCCCACACCCUCAUAGAUUUUUUCUGCGAAGACAAAGAAACCAUGAAAUUGGACGAGUGCCUUCAGAUAUUCAGAGACUUUUGUGUCAAAUUCAACAAAGCUGUUCAGGACAACCACGACCGGGAGGUGCAGGAGCUGAGGCGGAUGCAGCGGCUGAAGGAGCUGGAGCAGAAGCGUCGCUCCUGGGCAGCAGGGGAGCUUGGGGGAUUCUGCCGGAGCAGCAGUGAGAACGACGUGGAGCAGCUGACCAAGAAGGGCACGGAGGACCUGCUCACCUUCCUGCAGGCCAGGCCCAUGAGCCCCUCCUACCGACCUCCUAACACCCGCCGCUCCCGUCUUUCCCUGGGCGCUUUUGCUGAGCAGGAGCUGCUGACCUUCCUGGAGGAGAGUUCCACUGACGGCCCCAAGGAGCCCAGCAAAUUCAACAGCUUGCCCCGGAGCAGCCCGCGGCAGGCCCGGCCCAGCCCGCGGCAGGCCCGGCCCACGCUGGCCUGGAUGGAGCCUGGGGACCCGAAAGCCCAGGACCCCAGCGGAGCACAUAGACCUCAGGCCUCAGAGGGCCAGGAGGGGGCCCCUGAGCCACCCUCAUCUUGGCCGAGCCAGCAGUCCCCGGCCCCCAGGCCUGAGGACGCUGCGCCCCCCUUGCUCCGAGUUCGGCGCAGCGGGGUGGGCGUCCUCCAAAAGAGGAAGAGUGAGCCGCUGGGCCUGGGCCCGGCCCAGUCCCCCCCGCUCUCGCCAUUAGCUCUGGGGAUUAAGGAGCACGAGUUGGCGACAGGGCUGUCUCAGUUAGACCUCCAGGGAUCCAAGGACCCAGAGGAGGUGCCCAGGUUGACCCUGAAUGACCUCAGCCCCGUGGAGCCGGUAUCUGUGGAGGAUGGGAACGUGCAGUCCCUCGGUACCAGCUGCGGCGCCCUGAUGCCUGUGGGCACAGAUGCCCCAGACGGGCCCAGCCCAGCCUGGGAGGGGGACGGGGCUGACCCUGAGAAACCUAGUGGCAAGGCUCUAGUAUCUGUGGGCAGCAGUGACCCUGAGAGCAAAGACCCUGGGCCUCUGUUAUACGUCUCCGAUGCCACUGACUGCUCGCUGACCCUGGACUGCUCCGAGCCGGGGGAGGAGGGCGGGGGCGAUGGCUCCCUGUCCUCUGGGGCUGGGGAGACAGGCAGCCAGGUUUCCUCUCACCCCACUUCCAGCCCCCUUGGGGAGGCUUCUGCUCCAGUCUCUGGGAAGAGCCAGCCCUCCUGCAAGGACAGCUUUCCCAGGGACAGACCCGCCAAAGGGAAGGAUGUGACAGCACCGAAGAGAAGUUCCCUCAAAGAGGCGUCGCAGGGGGCCUCCAAGCCCGCCAGUGUGCGGAGGAGCCAGGGGGCCCAGGGGGCCCAGGGGACGGCGCCCAAACCGGUGCGGACUUUGACCGCCUCCGAGAAUGAGAGCAUGCGCAAAGUCCUGCCCAUCUCCAAGUCAAGCCGCGGUUUGGGGGGCUGGAAGCGGCCCCCUCGGGAGACCCCCAUUGGCACAGACGCGCCCUGGUCGCACCGGAGCUCCGUGCGGGGGACCUCGGACGUGUUGCCCAGGCGGUCCUCUACGGGGGCUGGGGCGGGGGCCACGGUGGCUGACGAGCAGAGGCUGGCGAGAGCAAGCGUGGGCUCCAGCAGCGCCAAAUCGGGGAAGGAGCCCCCCUUGCAGCAAAGGGGCUCUCUCAAGAAGCCCAGCGCCAAGCCCCUCCGGAACGUCCCCAGACAGAAGCCCGAUGAAAACAAGAUCUGCCACUCCAACUCCCAGGGCCCCGAGAGUCCCGAAGAGGAGCCCAAGUCCCCACCACCCCCCAGCGUCCCCCGUGUCCCGCCGCCCGUGCCGAGCUUUGCCCGAAACACAGUUGCUUCCUCGUCUCGGUCCAUGAGAACGGAUUCCUCUCUUGUGGCCAAAGCCCCUAGCAUCACUCGGACUUUGUCCCAGCGUCAGCUGAGGCUGAAGAGUGGCCCCGAGGAUGCUGCCCCCAAGGACGGCAGCACCCUGCGGCGGGCCAGUAGCGUCCGCACCCCCAAAAGGUGUCCAGAGGCUGCUGGGGCUCCCAGUGCCAACCCAGAGGCCGCCGUGAAGGGCCGAGGGGCUGGGGAGAGGGCCUCCCUCAGACUGAAAAACUCGGAUCGGUCCACGCUAGGGAAAAUCCUCGGUCCCUUACGGAAGUGAAGUCGGACUGUGAGGACUGACUCCUGUGAAGGCCCAACGCCGAAUGUCUGUGUUCCACGUCAGGUGAUCCGCGGGCAGUGCGGUCCGGAGGCUUGCGGACUGCCGCUGCCACACGCGCUCCUACUGGAAAGUGCCAAGUCUGGACGGCCGCUCGCUGCUGUCAUGGCUGGCACCCCCUCACACACCCUGGACGAACCCCCUCCCAAAGCCGAGACCUCACGACAACGCAGAUGUGUAAGAUGACAGUCUUACCCACGGAGUUAAAAAAUUUUGGCCAGUUUUUAUGUAUCAAACUUAUUUUUUAAUAUUAUAAAAAUUAAGUGUUUUAGUUCCUUUCGCAGAAUGAAAUGCCUCCUAGGAAAAAAAGACAAAACCCUUCACAUGAAGACAUUUUUAUUUUCCUGUGUUCCCUGGCCUCAGGGUUCCACCUGCCCACGCGCCGUCCAUUGCUGGCAACUGGACUUCUCCGUGAGCCCUGGGUGUUCUGUGAUUGGCACCGUCUCCACGAAGGCUCUCUGCUUCGCUCAUCUCUCUGUGUGUGACUUUGGGUGAGGGUUUGUGUGUGGGCAGGAGGGAAGGUGAGACUGGUGGUUGGAAGUUGGACGCUCUUGUGUGUUCAGGGCAGGCACCGUGAGCAGCCCCUCGCAGAGUGCCGCAUCUUCCCGAACUUAGAAGCGCCGUGUCUUCGUGGAAAGGCAUCAGGGGCUCUUCAGCUGAGCACAUCUUCCCCUUCCGUGUUUUCCCAUUUGUGUAUCUGUUGUGAAACUGAGUGAAGGCUGCUAUGACUUGGAUUCGCUCUAGUUACAGGGAAGAAUAAACCCUUCUGUGUCCCAGUCUUCUCCCUCCCUCCCUUUUUCUGCCUGCAGCCAGCCCUCUCAUGCUAACCCGACUUGAAACCUGGAGAGUGUGUAUAUCUAUGUCACUGAUGAUGCUUCUUAAUGUGGAUAUGUCUCCUUUGGUACAGUGGUUUUUAAAUCCUGAGAAAAACCAAAUCAAGUUUUUAAAAACACAAAAAAAGACAAUAAAAAACAAAAAAAAAAAACAAAAAACAACCCAAACCCCUGCUUUCAGAAGAAUUUGUAUCAUCAGGAAAAUUUUGAAAAAAAAAGUAAAAAGAAAAGUCAGGCUUUAUUCAAAAGGAAGGAGAAAACAUGUACUGUUUCUACUCACUGCCGAUUUCAUGACUUCCUUUUGAGACUAGGAAAUGGGGCGAUUCUUGAAACUCUCUUGUUGAAGUUGCUCCCUGCCCGUCACUUAGUGAAACCUUAGUGAAACCUUAUUUUAGAUCCAACAGUGGUAGAUGGAUUUCAGCGAAUCCAUGUGGUUGAUGUUACAAUCUUCCUCCUGUAUAAUGUUGCCUUCCAUCCAAAUUAAUUGGAACUGUGAGCUUCCAUAAGUCAGCUAAAUUGAAACGGUAAACUUUAUGGGUAAAGAAGUAAGGCACUUGACCACAAAACCUCUUAUAAAAUGGCCUUGGGGAGAUACAUCCUGGGCCCCACAAAGAUGGUUAUGGGAAUCCUGCACUGUUUUUCACCAUCUCAAAAAGCCUAAGAAAUCGUAUAUUUAACCAUUCAGACAACAAUGUUCAAAACAUAGGGCCCAUGGGUGGGUGGAAAUGGAUGAAAGAGGUCAAAAGUUGGUGGAUAGUGGGGCGCCUAGGUGGCUCAGUUGGUUAAGCAUCCAACUCGUGAUUUUGGCUCAGGUCGUGAUCUCAGGGUCAUGGGAUAGAGCCCUGCAUUGAGCUCCACACUCAGCACGGAGUCUGUUUGGGAUUCUCUCUCUCCCUCUUCCUCUGCCCCUCCCCUCAUUCGUGUGCACUUCCCCCCCCCCCCAAGUAAAUCAAUCUUAAAGUCUGUGGAUAGUGAUGGGGUCAGGACCUCCAGGUGGGAUCCUAGCAACCAGGGUCCUAGUCCCUGCUCUGUCACUGAUGCUAUGUGACUUUGGCCAAUCACUCUGUCUCCCUAAGUCUCUGUUCCCCAAUCUGCAGAAGUGGGGGCAUGGCCUCAGUGAUGGUUUCUAAGGGUCCCUGCAGCUCCAAAAGUCCGAGUUAUAAACAACCAAGGACCCAUCUACCCCAGGACCAGCUUCUCCGAACCAACCCCCAGCACCUCCAUAGCAGAGGCCUUACGUCAAAAGUCCUCAAAAGAAAGCACUUCAGAACGUGCUGUUGCUUUGAAAUCUAAUAAGCUGAGUGUCUUGAGAAGCAGUGUUCUCCUUAGCCCUGUGGACCCUAUGUGUGUACAUCUGUAUGAGCAGGUGAUCAUUCUAUUACCUUUUAUCGGUAGUAAGCUUGGAAAAAUAAUUUAAGUAUAUAAUGGAGAAAUGUAAAUAAGUUUCUAUAUAAAUUUGUUUAAGAUGAACUGAAUGUAUUUAAAGGUCCAUUUAUAUGUUCUUUUAUGUAACAUGUAGUUUAAUAAAGUUCCUGUU